Adelges cooleyi (spruce gall adelgid) is the source of this 870-nucleotide messenger RNA. It is a transcript of the gene MED21, whose product is annotated as mediator of RNA polymerase II transcription subunit 21. NCBI's taxonomy places the organism in Eukaryota, Metazoa, Arthropoda, Insecta, Hemiptera, Adelgidae. Bases 451 to 870 code for a protein of 139 amino acids. Gene Ontology annotation, cellular component: mediator complex. The transcript is spliced from 4 exons. Gene Ontology annotation, molecular function: transcription coregulator activity. Gene Ontology annotation, biological process: regulation of transcription by RNA polymerase II. The record is from RefSeq and is a predicted model, not a curated record.
GGGCACGGCGGGGCUGUGCGCAGUGCGGGCUCCGGGAGUUCGGCUAUAACGGAACGAUACCGAGUGUCCGUUGUUGGGUGUCGGUAUUUAAUCAAUGAUCACGGUAUAUGAUGCGGCCUCUAGCGGUAGAAAUCAUGGUAUAUUUUAGGUAACUAGUCGGUAACCACUGCGGUCUAUACGGAAAAUCGUUAUCACAAAUUGCUAGUUUCACAGUUCACACACGCUUGUCCGUCGCAUUCAACACACAUGUAAUACAUCUAUCCACUAUUAAUUAUUCAAAUUUCAACUUUAUUCUAUUUUGAUUUUGACCCGUUGGUUGUCGAGUAUUUUUGUUUCAUACUUAUCUGAUUACACCAGUCAGUAUCACACUUGUCUAUGGUCAGUAGUCUAUCCAUUGAUUCCGAAUUCCGUAACAUCUUCGGUCAAAUGUGUUUGUCGAAAUCAGCCUAAAUGGCCGAUCGUCUGACUCAACUCCAAGACAUCGUUAACCAGCAAGCGGAUCAUUUCUGCAACAGCAUUGGAAUUUUGCAACAGUGUGCUGUUCCAUCCAAGUUUUCAAAUUUUGACCGUAACGGAUCUCAAACUCCUCAACAACAAGAAGAUUACACAAGUCUAUUUUCUUCGCUUAUUACUCGUUGCGCCAAAGAUAUUGAUGCGUUAAUUGAAUCGUUACCCAACGACGACACGUCCACAGAAUUGCAAGUAGCGAGUCUGAGAAGAUUAGAGCAAGAAAAUCAAGUAGCUGCUGAACGGUUGGAAGAAGUCGUACGCAAAGGAGAACAUCUUUUAGAACAGAUACAGGCCGCUCUUUCUGAUAUUGCACAACAGCAAUUAGACAUUCAACAGAGUAACGAUAAUAACGCUUCAUAG